CUCAAUGAGAUCGUUGGCAUAGCACAUUCGAAUCAUUCGAACGGAAUAUGCCGAGAUUGGCGGUUCCUUAUUUUUAAUUUCUUUUACUGUCGUUGUGUGAUUGUGUCCGAGGAGGUUUUUCUUCCCGUUUGUUUGUGUCCAGAUCUUCAAUUAAUAAUGUCUCUGAUUCAUCCGUUUUGGGAAAUCCAUUGAUGUCGUUUCUCUUUUUAUUUUAUUUUUUUCGAAUUAAGAAAACAAGGGUUCUGAUUUAGGUGUUUGUUCGAAAUUCGAAAUUCGAAAUUCCAAUUUGGUUGGAAUGAUUGUGCCAAGAUUAGAAUUAGCGUAAGAAUAAUAAAAGUAAUAAUAAUAUGCAAGCGGUGGGGAGGCUCGGCAGCUACAUCACCCGUGGCAUGUGCACGGUUUCAGGGCCAUUCCUCCCUUUCGGUGGUGCCGUUGACAUUGUUGUUGUUCAGCAGAAAGAUGGAAGCUUCAAGUCUUCUCCUUGGUACAUUAGAUUUGGGAAAUUGCACAAGGUUUUGAAGCAAAAGGAAAAGGAAAAGGUGGAGGUCAAUAUUAGUGUCGAUGGAGUGGAACCUGAUUUUCAUAUGUAUUUGAAUCAUAAAGGGGAAGCUUUCUUUCUCCACUCACAAGCACAAGGUGAAGAAAGAGAAGAAGAAGAACAACAACAAGGGGAAUCUAUAUUGUAUUAUCCAUCAUCUGGUGAUGACACGGUUGAUAUCCAACCACGGGUUAGUAAGAGGCAAUUCAAGUCCAAAAGUUGUAAUUUUGAUUCAAAUUCAGAUGCUCAGGUUGAUAAGGUUGUGGCCAGGACUAGUUCUCGCCGCUCCCGAAUUCUCGGGCUUGUAAGGUCCUUCAAAGGGGAUAGUGAAGAUGGUGAUAAUAUCAACAGGGUUGAUUCAUUUGAGCGUGCUGAGAUUGCAGCUAACUUGUUGGAGCUAAAGUGGUCUACCAAUCUCACUUUUGAUCAAUUACCUCGUAGAGACAGAAGAAAAACUCGGGGUGGUACCUUGGACAAUGGUUUACACCCUCGUACAAUAAAGGAGGAAGCAUGUUCUUGCAGUAAGCAAGAUGGCAUCAGUCCCAAGUCUGACUCUGAUGAGGUUCUGUGCCUUUCAAGUGCACGAUGUGGGGUCUUGCAUGCUGCAACUGUAUUGCUGCCUGAGGUUUCACAGACUGAUGUGUAUGAUGUUUCGGGUGUUGGAAACCUAGCAAAGUUUCGAAAAUCUCAAACUAUCAAUAUUGGUCGAAGAGAUUGUUCAGUUAAGAAGGUUAGGGCAAAUACUCCAACGUCUGAACAGCUAGCAUCCUUGAAUCUGAAGGAAGGGAGAAACACAGUAACCUUCAGUUUCUCUACACCUAUGCUAGGGAAGCAGCAGGUUGAUGCUCGAAUAUAUUUGUGGAAAUGGAACACUCGUAUUGUGAUAUCAGAUGUGGAUGGGACAAUUACAAGAUCUGAUGUUCUAGGCCAGUUCAUGCCUUUGGUUGGAAUUGACUGGUCACAGACAGGUGUUGCUCAUUUAUUCUCAGAUAUCAAGGAAAAUGGCUACCAGCUACUUUUUCUCAGUGCUCGUGCUAUUUCUCAGGCCUCUCACACCAGAAAUUUCCUAUUCAACCUUAAGCAGGAUGGGAAGGUUUUACCGGAUGGUCCUGUUGUUAUUUCCCCUGACGGACUUUUUCCUUCUCUAUACCGAGAAGUUAUCCGGAGGGCUCCUCAUGAAUUCAAAAUUGCAUGUUUAGAGGACAUCAGGGCACUUUUUCCUCCUGAUUGCAAUCCAUUCUAUGCUGGUUUUGGAAAUAGGGAUACGGAUGAAAUCAGCUACCUCAAGGUUGGAAUCCCGAAAGGAAAAAUAUUCAUUAUUAAUCCCAGGGGAGAGAUUGUUGUAAACCGCCGUUGUUUUGACACAAAAACAUAUACUUCUCUUCAUGCUCUCGUGAAUGGGAUGUUCCCCCCUACAUACUCCUCUGAACAGGAGGAUUUUAAUUCAUGGAAUUACUGGAAGUUGCCUUCUGCUAUGAAUAUUUGAAAGGGUCCUUUAGCAUUUACUGUUCAAUUAUCUUGGUCUGGUGCGGAUAGGUGCUGGUUGUGCUGCUCCUAGAAUUAUAUAGGGUGACAAAUCUUGAAGAUGCGAUGUAAAAAAGUUAGAAUUAGACCAUUAGAGAUGAUUUUCAAGUCCUGGUGGAUUGAUUUGUUGGCACUUUGAAUUCGAUGGAUGGGGGAUUUAUGAAAGCGUAGGAUACAUUUUGCCUGCAACCUGCUUCAAAUUUAACUUCUUCCAGCUUGAGGCUGUGAGAUCAGAUAUACCUUUAUUAUUUCCAUUGUACGGUUUGUUGUAGUGAUCCCAUGAACAUUUAAACGAGUUAGUUUACUCUAUUUUCACGAGCAUGACCACCAAAAUCAUAGAACGAGAAUCCCACCAAUUUAACAUCAUUUCUAAUCAUUAUUAAUGA
Molecule: messenger RNA, 2448 nt
Organism: Gastrolobium bilobum
Lineage: Eukaryota; Viridiplantae; Streptophyta; Magnoliopsida; Fabales; Fabaceae
Product: phosphatidate phosphatase PAH2-like
Exons: 11
Coding region: 348-2024 (558 amino acids)
Molecular function (GO): phosphatidate phosphatase activity
Source: RefSeq, a predicted model, not a curated record